CGAGUGGGGCCGCCGCCGGUGCCGCCUGCCUGCCUGCGUCUGUGCAGGGGAGAGCGCGCGCGAGCGGGAGCGCUCUGAGUUAAAGGGGGAAAGCGAAUGGAUCUCAAGCCAAGCCAAGAUCCAGCCGCCGGGCAGAUCUCGGAGCAGGUGGAUCGAGCGAGAACAGGAUGGACCUCGCGUCUCCUGGGCGCCCACCUCGGGCCCCCCUGGCUGAGCCGGUCAUGCCCACCCCCUCCCUUCCUUUCCGGCGGCGGCGGCGCCAGCCUGCUGGGCUUCACCAACCCCCUUACCUGCUCCCCCUUUCCCCCGGGAGAUGUCCGUCCCAUUUGGGCCUCUUGCCAGUGGGCGGAGGAGGGAGGAGGAGGGGUGCCGGGGGUCUUGAUCCCAGCCCCUCUCCUCCAACCCCCCCCCGCCCUCUUCUUCUCCUCGCCCUGACCUGGGAUGGGUUAGGAGACUUUCUCUCCCCCUUUCCCGACUGCUUCUCUCCCUUUCCCCUCCUUUUUCUUUCCUAAUUCUGGUGAAUUUCCUUUUGGCUGGCGCUCAGCGGAAGGCAGCCGAGGCGAAGCAAUGGGAGCCGCGCGUGUGCUGGGAGUGUGUUGGAGGGUGGUUUUUUUCCCUCUCCUUCCCCCUUCCCCUCUCUCCCCCUUCUCCUUCUUCUUCUUGUUCUCUUGCAGGGUACAAUGUUAAAAAGCCACCGCUAGUCGCCCCCAGUGCUCCUACUCUCUAGGUCUUUUUUGUCUCUAGUGCAGAUUAAACGUCACGUCCGCACUUGAACUUGAAUUUUAUCCCAUUGUACGGAGGCAGCCCCAGCCAUAGAGAGACAGAGCGCUCCCAGGGAACCAGGACUCCGCCAUCUUCACAUUGCAAUAUAUCUCCUAGUAAUAGCCAGCACUAACCCAGAAGCACUGGGGGGCUUCCUUCCUAGCAAGACCCUGUGCCAAGCGAGGGGGGGAGGGAAGCCAGUGGCAAAGUGGUGCGAGCAAAGCAAAAACAACAACAAAAAGCAAACCAACCCAGUGGCACUUGAACUGGCAAAGAGGAGACACAGUUUGGGCUACCCCUAAAAAAAAAAAAAAAAAAAUUCUAAUCAACCCAGCAAGGGCAAUUUUUGUUCCCUGCAUUUUUCUCUGCGUGUGGGCAAAUCCCAUUUUUUUGUCUACUUUUGUGCGAGCGCGUGUGUAUAUAAUCCAAUUUUUAUUUCAUUUUUUUUUUAAACAAACCUUUCGGGUGGAAGAAGUGCACUUUGCUUUUUUUCCUUCUUCUCUUUCUUCUGUUUCCCCCCCUCCCUCUUUUGCUAAGCACUCUGGAAAAAUAAAAGUGUCAGUGCUCCGUGGGGGGGAAACCAUCCUUCUCUCCUGAAGUUCAAGAACAGAUCUGGAAGCGGUGGAAAGAAAAGGGGGGAAAAAGACAGUUGUCUUCUGAAAAGAAUAUCAGCCUCCCCCCUCCUUUGAUGAUGCUUUUUUAAUUGAAGGCAGAAUCUCAUCUUGAGUGCGCCAAGGGGGGAAAAAGAGUUUUUCCUCCUUUAAAAAAAAACUUUCUUAAUUUUUAAAAGAAGAGAUCCGUCAAGAAGAAAAUAAAAGAAGAGGAGGAAGAAGAAGAAGAGGAAGAAGAUCGCUCCCCCCCCUCCUCCAACCCAGCCCCCCUAACAAGUCCAGCUCUCCAGGCGAUGACCGUGUAAAUGCCGGGGCAAUGUCCCGUCGCAAGCAGGGGAACCCGCAGCACCUAUCACAAAGGGAAAUUAUCACGCCAGAGGCUGACCAUGUGGAAACGGCCAUCAGCCACGAGGAUGAGAACCUGGCGAUAGGAGAGCCACUUGGGCUCAGCAUUACGGCGGGCGGAGCAGACCCUGACCUAUUAACCUGUGGACAGUGUCAGAUGAACUUCCCCCUGGGAGACAUCUUGGUUUUUAUAGAGCACAAGAAGAAGCAGUGCAAUGGCGCGGGUGGUGCCUGCUACGAAAAGAACCUGGAUAAGAGCAGUCCUCCCCCUUCAUCGCGCUCCGAGCUCAGGAAAGUGUCAGAGCCAGUGGAAAUCGGGAUCCAAGUCACACCCGAUGAAGAAGACCGUCUUCUCACGCCUACGAAAGGAAUUUGCCCCAAGCAGGAGAACAUUGCAGGGCCGUCCAGGCCUGCAAAGCUGCCGGCGGCCUCCAUAACUGCCUCCUCCCACCCUCACACAUCAGUGAUCGCACCGCCACCUCUCCGUGCUCUGACCUCAAUCCCGCCCUGCCUUAGCCUGCCCUGCUGUGGUGCGCGCUCAGUCUCAGUUGGUGGGUCUCAGACUGAGACGUCAGGCCCAUUUGGAUGUCAUUGUCAGUUGUCAGGUAAAGAUGAGCCUUCAAGCUAUAUUUGCACAACAUGCAAGCAGCCUUUUAAUAGUGCUUGGUUCUUGCUUCAGCAUGCCCAGAACACACAUGGAUUCCGCAUCUACCUGGAAACAAGCCCUUCAAAUAGCUCCCUUACUCCACGCAUCACCAUCCCUCCUCCUCUGGGACCUGAGACUGUUGCACAGUCCCCGCUGAUGAAUUUCCUUGGCGACAACAACCCUUUUAGCCUCUUGCGAAUGACAGGUCCCAUCCUGCGUGAUCACCCUGGCUUUGGUGAAGGUCGGCUCCCCAACACGCCUCCCCUCUUCAGCCCGCCACCUCGUCAUCAUCUGGAUCCGCAUCGCCUUAGUGCCGAAGAAAUGGGGUUAGUUGCCCAGCAUCCCAGUGCCUUUGACAGAGUCAUGCGUUUAAACCCCAUGGCAAUUGAGUCGCCAGCGAUGGAUUUCUCCAGAAGGCUUCGAGAACUGGCAGGGAACAACUCCACCCCGCCGCCAGUCUCUCCCAAUCGCAACAACCCUAUGCAUCGCUUGUUGAAUCCUUUCCAACCAAGCCCUAAAUCUCCUUUUUUGAGCACCCCGCCAUUGCCACCCAUGCCCCCAAGCAGCACUACGCCUCCCCAGCCUCAGUCUAAAAGUAAGUCCUGUGAAUUUUGUGGCAAAACAUUCAAGUUCCAGAGCAAUCUCAUUGUCCACAGGCGCAGUCACACAGGAGAGAAGCCCUAUAAAUGCCAGCUCUGUGACCACGCUUGUUCUCAAGCCAGCAAGCUAAAACGCCAUAUGAAAACACAUAUGCACAAAGCUGGGUCCAUGACAGGGAGGUCAGACGAUGGCCUCUCUGCCACAAGCUCCCCCGAGCCUGGCACAAGUGAGCUCACUGGAGAGGGAUUAAAGUCUAGUGAGGCAGACUUCAGGAACGAGAGCGAUCCUUCCCUUGGCCAUGACAAUGAAGAAGAGGAGGAGGAGGAAGAGGAGGAAGAGGAGCUGGAAAAUGAAAGUCGGCCCGAGUCAAGCUUCAGCAUGGACUCAGAGCUAAGCCGUAACCGAGAGAAUGGCUCCAAAUCACUGCCAGAUGAAAAGUCCCUUGUCCUAGGAAAGGUGAUAGAGAAUGUAAGCCUCGGUACCAUCCAGCAAUACAAUGACAUGCUGGCUGAAAAACAGAAGAGAAGUGGCUUCAUGAAAAGGUCUUCUGACCAGCGAGAUCUCUGUCCUCGGGACCUUUGUCAGAGAGACACAGGUGAUGAAGAUUCAGUUGCUGGAGAACUUGACCGCACAGAGGAAGGGACGGUCAAUGGGAGGAACUUUGGGCCAGGUGAACCCUUCCCAGGCCUGUUCCCUCGCAAGCCAACCCCUAUCACAAGCCCCAGUUUAAAUAAUUCAUCGAAAAGAAUAAAGAUAGAAAAAGAUUUGGACUUACCACCAGCAACAAUAAUACCUUCCGAAAAUGUUUACUCACAGUGGCUGGUAGGAUAUGCAGCAUCAAGGCACUUCAUGAAGGAUCCAUUUCUAGGAUUCACAGACUCCCGACAAUCCCCCUUUGCAACGUCUUCUGAGCAUUCCUCAGAGAACGGAAGCCUGCGUUUCUCCACUCCACCAGGCGAUAUGCUGGAUGGCGGUCUCUCAGGGCGCAGCGGGACGGCGAGCGGAGGCAGCACGCCCCACAUCAGUGGACCUGGCCCCGGUCGACCCAGUUCAAAGGAAGGACGGCGGAGCGAUACAUGCGAGUACUGUGGCAAGGUCUUUAAGAACUGCAGCAACUUAACGGUGCAUCGCCGGAGCCACACGGGAGAGCGGCCUUACAAAUGUGAGCUCUGCAACUAUGCAUGUGCCCAGAGCAGUAAGCUGACACGUCAUAUGAAAACGCAUGGCCAGAUAGGGAAGGAGGUCUACCGCUGCGACAUUUGCCAGAUGCCCUUCAGUGUUUACAGCACUCUGGAGAAACACAUGAAAAAGUGGCAUGGCGAACACUUGCUGACAAAUGAUGUCAAAAUUGAGCAGGCAGAAAGAAGCUAAGGCCCCCACUGGGUUUAAAUCAGGGGUCUAGGUAACAUUUAAGUUGUACAGUUUAACUAUUGCCAACUGAGAAAAGCUGACCUAACUUGCCUCCAUAAACAUAAUUUAGCAUAACUAUGGCAGGUGCCAGAAUUUGGCACUUAAAUAUAACCUGUGUCUACAAAGUUCUAUUAAACCUGAGGAUUGGUUAAGGCAGUAAAAUUGUGAAGCCUUUUAACUGUGCAAUAAUUUCUGUAUUUAUUGGGUUGUUUUGUAUUUCUUUCUUUCUUUUUGGCAUGUGCAGGUACUCUUUUUUUUUUUUUUAAAAAGACAUCCCCCCCCCCGUUUUAGAUUUCCUUUAAAUUUUUGUUGGGUAUUCCAUUCUAAUUUUCCCCAGUAGUAACCUGAGAUUAUUUGCAUUACAGGGGGAGAUGCAUAUCAAUUUAAAUUAUAAUUUUUCAAGGGCCGCUGCUUUGUUGACUCUUAUGCUAAGCAUGUGUAAUUUCUUGUGAAGAAGCCAACUUUUUAAGUAACAAUUUUCUUCUCUUUUUUUCCUUGUCCUUGUCCUUUUUUCUUUUUUCUUUUAAAGAAAAAGUCAUUUGGAAAUUAGGAAAGUUGAAUAGUACCGCGGAUAACAAUCGUAAAAAUUGUAGCACUUUCUUUUGGAUUUGGAUCUAAUAUGUAGCACUGAUAAUGCCACUAAAAUAGAGGCCUUUAAAAAAAUUUUUUUUACAAUAGAUAAGUUAAGAGAAAGUAAAGCGACAUGGGCACAGGUGUUUUCUAAAGGCAGCUAUAUUCAUAAAAGCAAUAGCAAGAAUUGUGAAUUAUUAUUGGGGAAUUUAUUCUGAUUACUAAUGGCAUAUUUUUCACCUUUCUGCCAUUUCUCUAGGAUUGUUAAAUAGAAUUUGAGAGCCCUGACAGCCACACACACAGGUUUUUGGAAACAGACAUAAAGGAAACAUUGUUUAUUGUUUUUCACACAGAUAUCACUUAUUUCUUCACAUAAAACAUUAUGCAUAUGACAGCUGUAGUUAUUACUUGAUAACCGGAAUAUGUGAAACUGCUAUAACUGACUAUCCCACAGCAAAUGCAGUGAUGCCCUUUAUUGGAGCAACUCAUGUUCUAUACUGAACAUUAGUUUGUCUAGUAAAAGGUAGCACACAUGCACAUUUUGUUUUAAAUUUUGUUUUGAACUAAUCACCAAUUAAUAAAACAAAUUCAGCCAAUCAGAUUAAGUGUGCAUAAUUUCCCUAUGACUAGAACAUUAGCUUUGAGGGAAAAGCAUAUUUUCUUUGGUUUGUCUGAUGCAAAUAUAUAUUGUGGCAGCUGCCAUCUUAUAAUGUCAUAAGAGAGAAUAGAGCACGGCAAAGCCAACACAUAAUGUUGAUGAACAGCAGAGUUUUGAACAGAGAGGAAUGUGGAUGGGCUAAAAGAUCUGCUCCUCCUGUGUUUGCAUAUACUAGAUUAGGAACAUAGGGAGGUGCUGUAUACUGAGUCAGACCCAUUGGCAAGGGCGGCUCCAGAGAGCGGGCAAGGGGGGCAAGUGCCCCCCCGCCAACAAUUAGUCCCCCCCACCUGCCCCCUGUUUCUGUUUCAGAAAUCUAAUACGUGGAGCACAGCUCACCCACCCAUAAAUGCACUUUGCUGCUUCUCUGCCCCCUCUAGAUUUUUGUUCUGGGACCACCACUGCCCAUCUAGCUCCGUAUUGUUGACACUGACUGGCAGCAGCUCUCUAAGCUUUUAGGCAGAAAUUUCUCCCAGCCCUACCUGGAGAUGUCAGAGAUUGAAUCUGGGAUCUUCUGCAUGCAAGGCAGAUGCUCUUUCACAGAGCCAUGGCCCCAUCCCCUAAGGGGAAUAUCUUACAACAGACAGCUCUUACAUGUAAGCACCCAUCCAAGUGCAAACCAGGGCAAAGCUUGCCUAGCAAAGGAGACAAUUCAUGCUUGCUACUGGAAGACCAGCUCUCCUCCUCAAUAUAUAAUAUAUAAUACUGGGCCAUUUUCUAGGUCAUUUUCUUAUUUCGCAGCUGUAAACCAAGCCUUAGUCUUUGAUACAUACCAUUACAUACCAUUUGUUUAAAUUGUACUAUUUCUAAAGCGAUAGUUACAGCAAUUAUGCAUGGGCAAAGUGCUGAGAUAGAUCCUAUGGGCCCGUGAAAUGAAAAUAUUAUUAAUGAUAUUUUAUAUACUCCUUUUCAACCAGGAUGUUCUCAAAGCAGCUGACAUAGCAAAAGGUAUGAGAAAAAUUGUUCCCUGUCCCAAAACGGGCUCACAUUCUAAACAGAACAAAACAAAACACAGGAAACAGCAGCAGCAGCCACUCAAGAGAUGCAUUGCUGAGCUGAAUAGGGACAGUUGCUUACCUCCUGCUCAUAUAAGAGAGCCAGCCACCGCUUUAAAAGGUGCCACUUUGCCAAGUUAGCAGAGGUUGUCUCAUAUUAGUGCACAGUAUUGUCUCAUAUAAUGCACAGUUGGUUAUUGCAAAGAAAAUUGGCCAAAAUCCACAGGUCAAUCUUUUUUAGAAUACUGCAGUUAAAAUAAUUGAUAAGUAUUUGUUUAAGAUCAUAGUCUUAAACAAGAUGCUGAUAUGAAAAGUCACUUGAAAUUGCUGGAUUAGAGUCCCCUAACACAAAGUUUUAAGUGGUUAAGUUCAUCAUUUCUUGAAUUAAUGUUAAUUCCGAACUUUAAAGUUCUAAAUGAAUUUUCUUUGGAUUUCUGUAAAUCUAGCAUAUUCCCAUUUCUAAUUGAAUUCGUUUUCCCACAUGCAUUUCUGUUCUAUUUAAAAACCACCUGCCACAUUUCAUGCAUUGUUGAGGGUUACCAGAUGCCCCUUAUUUAUAUUAAAUUAAAUUUUCUUAUCCUUAUAAGAUUGCAACCAGUAGAAUACAACAGACACUCCUUCACCAGAGUGCCACAAGUCCCUUUUGAAUGAUUCUUUGUGUGUUUUUGGCAAUGCUUUGCAUUCUAUACUUUAGAGGAAAUAAUGGUUAGUUUUGAUUAAUGCUGUGCUUGUGCAAUGAAUAAAUUUGCACUAGUGCAAGAAGAUCACAUAACUGGGGGAUGCUCAGAAUUGCACACUUGUGCAAAAGUUCCCUGCAAAAUAUAUAAGACAUGCCACAGGUUGCGCACAUUGAAUGGAAGCUCUGAACUUAGUGCAACUAGCUAGGGCAACAGUCUUGCAGCAGUGCAAAGUCCUUUGACAAAUGCAGCAUUAGGAUGUUGUCCACUGAAAAGAAUUUGCAGAUCUUCAGUUUAUGGCAUUGUUUGGAAAAAGAAUAGGCCCUUAUCUCGGCAAAACAUUCUGCUCUGGUUUCUUAUUAUGAAAUAUCAUGGUUUUUAUCAUAAUUUAAUAUCAUGGAACCUUGUUCUGGUUCCCUAAUAUUUAAUAUCAUGGUUUUUCCAAGUCUGAGACCAUCAUCCCAAAGGAGGAAUGGGGGAAAUAUAAGUUCCUCCCUGGACAUUUUCCCAUCUUGCAGCUGAGCUUUUAUAAGUUGGACCAAGAAAUGUAAGCGGUGUGCUUCUUUACUUGGCGUUCUUUGGGUGCUGUGGAUCAGUGGGACACUUUUAUUUUUCAUAGGCUUUUGGCUUCCAAAUGUAUCUCCCUCAUGGAGAAUAAUGAGGCCCAUAUGGUUCUAACCCUUCCUUUUCCUUUAAUCUCCCAGAUCAGAGUAGACACUCUCAUCUGAAUUGCCCAUGUUUCUUUAUCUCUUCUUAUAUUGGGAAGGUGUGUCCUAAGGAGGCUUUCUAGGGUAUAGUUUGAGAACCUCUGAUAGAACCUAGUCUAUCAAGACUGGACGAUUUAAAAGUUACCCAUUUUGAUUCUGUUGACCCGCACUUUAAACCUUUUUGUUUGCAUACAAGACCAGCGGCUUCUGCACAAGAAAUUACAGCAUCUUUGUCUUUGCUUGGCCCAGAGGUGGGUGAAACUGUUAAAGGGGGACAUCUGAGAUUAAGUGUCAGUGUUGCUAAGCGUGGCAUUCACAAUACUGGCACUAUAAAGAAAAAUAAUAAUUUAUUGGACAGUUUUUCUACUGCCAUUCAAUUCGAUGUGAGUGCCUUGAAAACUGAUCUUCCUAUUUGAGUCUCUUGAGACAAAUGCAAACAUUUUUGUGAAAUGAAAAGACUUUUAAAAAAAAGGUAGAACAAGAAAAGUAUGUUCUUUAGGGUAAAAACAAACAAAAACAAGAGCCACAUUUACUUUAAAAAACAAAUCCUGGUUGAAGAUAGUGGACAUGAAAAUGCCAUAAGACCCAAUCAAAUGAAGAUGUAUAUCCAGCACAACUUCGGACAUCCAUUUGCUGAAUUAUUCUCAGCCUUUCUUUUUCUUUUCAGGACAACGCUGCUUAGGAAAUGGAAUGGAAAUGAUUUACUGCUGAAUUAAAACUCAAAUGACACAAAUUGCAAGUUGUUAUCAUUGAAUGAAAAAAAAUUCAGGAACAACGGCUAAUUUUUUUAAAAGUUAAAUUUAGUGCACUCUGUCUUAAAAUACGUUUACAGUAUUGAAUACAUACAAGGGUAAAAAAAUUGUGUGUAUGUGUGUUUGAGCAAUCUCUCUUUUUUUUUUUCAAAGUUUGCUUAAUAGGUUAUUAAAAAUGCCAUAAUGGCCAUGUGUAUAUUGUUUUCUUUUGGUGACGGGGUUUUAGUAUAUAUUAUAUAUAUUAAAAUUUCUUGAUUACUGUAAAAGUGGACCAGUAUUUGUAAUAAUGGAGAAUGCCUGGGCAUUUUACAAAACCAGAAAGAAAAAAAAAACUUUUCUCUUUUUUCCUUGAAAAUGUUGCAGUAAAAUUUAAAUGGUGGGUCUAUAAAUUUGUUCUUGUCACUGUAACUGUAAAGUCUGAGUUUUAGUAAAUUUUUUUCUGCCUUGGGUGUUGAAUUUUUAUUUCAAGAAAAAUGUAUAGAAACUUGUAUUUGGGAAUUAAAAGGUGACUGCUACACCAUGUAGAAAAAGUAUGUAGAAAAAAAGUGCUUAAUAUUGUUCUUGCUUUGCAGAUUAAAAAAAAAUCACAUUUCUGACCUGUACCUAUUUUUAUCUCCCUCCCCACCCAUCCCCCUAUUCUGGAAUGGAUAUUGAUAUUGGUUGAUUCAUAUAAUGUAGGCACUUGCUGUAUUUUUACUGGAACUUGUAAUUUUUUAACUGUACGCUUGUCCUUUUAAAGGGAUUUAAUGUACUUUUUUGUUAGUGAAUUUGGAAAUAAAAACAAAAACAAACAAACAGGCUGCCAUAAUAUAUUUUUUUAAUUUGGCAGGAUAAAAUAGUGCAAAAAAAUUAAUUUGUAUGUCAAGACUUAUUGUACAGAAGAAGGGGGGGAAAUAAAAGGGUUGUUUGACGACCUGUGAGUAAAUGAGACAAAACAGUAAUUAAUUUGUAAUUAUUAUUUUUUGGGGGGUCAGGUUUUGUUUCGCUUUGAGUCUUCAGUUCACAGUUUUAGUUGUGUGUAUGUAUAUAUAUUUUUUUCUGUCAGAAAUGGCCUACAAAAACAAACAAACCAUGCUGUUCCUACAGGGCAGUAAUAACUUUGAAGCUGCCUGGACCCCUUGUAUCAAGGCCUUCCCAGGUAUAGUUAAACUAGGAUGGAUGGCUGUUGCCUGUUAUUGUUAAAUGAAAUUCAGUUUUUGUGAAGACGUUUGACGUGACAUUCCACAGAUGCCCUUUACAGAGACAGGGAGGUGGGUUUUUCCUGGCAAACAUUAGCUUCCUAGCCCCGACUCCAAAUCUGCACACGUUCUCUUGAGAAACUCAGCACUGCCAACUUUGACAGCACUGAGCACCUGUUGAGGGUGCAGGAUCCUGUAGUCAGUCCUCCUCCCCUCACCAAAUGGGUGAUUGGUACUCUUAGUGCUCUCUGCGCCAUGUUAGGGAAUGUGUAUCCAGACCUGAGCCGUCCUGAUCCUGUGAGGUUUUCUACUCCAGGGGUUCUCAACUCUGGAUGCCCAGAUGCUGUUGGACUAAAACGCCCAUCAUCCCCAGCCACAGUAGGCUUAGUCCGACAACAGUUGGGCACUCAAGGUGGGGAACCCCCUGUUCUACUCCCUGCAGUACCCCCUUAUAUGGAGCUUUGUUGUAUCAGGAUCCCUGCCCAUUACCACCUCCUCUCCCACCCUCUUCAUGCCUUCAGAUAGAGCAGUUUUAAAAGGGGAGGAAAGAAGAAAGGGCAGUGUUCUGUUGGUACAACUGUGAACUGGACUGUGAACCUGGUCCAGGAACAUCCCACUCCCCGCACUUCCUGUCAGAAUGGGACCGUGUACAAGUUUUGCCAGUCCGUGUAUUUUUUAAAAAUAUUUUUUUGUCUGCUUUGCUGCUGUUGACUCCUAAUUGUACAUUCCAUAAACUUCUGAAGGACUGGGAUGAAAUUCUGUGCCUUUUAGUUAACUGAUACUUCUUCUUCUCCCCACCCGUGUAUUUUGGACAGGACAAGGCAGGGGGAAAUGGCAGAACUGGUGAUGAAAUGCUAGUAGUCAUUUUAUAGAAGAAGAGAGUCAGUGGGGGGAAUGAUUCACAUGUAUGUAACAAAAGGGCAUCAACAAAGAGAGGGAAAAGUAUAAAGUCAAGUCUAUCAAGUCAUCACAAUGUCAGGGGACAGGUGGAAAGUAGCCAUUCCCUAUUCUUGGUUUUAUUAUACCUCUCAAGAAUUUGAGGUGAGAUUAUGUUAAGACCUGCUGUGGAGCAACCCACUAAAGGUAUUCUUGAUUAACACCAGGGAACCUGAAUUAAUAGCAGUCUCACCUUCUUACAGAGGUAUUCAACAGUAUUGUGCAAACUCUGCUUUCCUGUACCUGGAGUAAAUCCAUGGAAUCCAGUGAGGACAUUUUGGUCAAAAUCAGGCAUAGAAUUUUAAUCCUUAGCUGUCUGUCUUAUCCAGAACCAAUUCUACAAUAAAAUGAAUUCACAUUUCAUAUAGCAGUAUGAGCACCACAAAGCCCUUUCAUUAGAAAGGAACUAAGAUUUGAACCACCAGCAGCUGUCUUAUCGUGUGACUUGAAUUGCUGAGUAACCAACAUAAGUCAUUCUAAAGCACAAACACUGUGUUUAGUGAAACUGUGAUGACCCUCUUUCCUUCCUGCUUUUAGGAAUCCUGUUUUACAAGGCCAUAAGCACAAUAUGGCAGACAUAUCCUAGUUAUCUCUGCUGUCAUAAUGAUUGUUGAAGUGCUAAUAUCAGCAAAAUUAACUGUGUUAAGUCAGAAUUGUUCUAUACAGCCUAGUCCUGCUCCAUUUAAAAAUUGAAGCAUUUCUGGAGCGAUAGUCUUUUCUUUUUUAAGGGAUGUAACAUGGGAGGGAAAAGUACACUUCAGCAUUUCAUCCUAGUCCUAAUUAAAUACAGUCCAAGAUUUUGUUUUUCACAGGCAAACUCAUUUUAUGGUGCUCUUUGUAUUUUAGAACUGCAAAGCAAAGUAACGUUGAUUUCAGUUGUUUGCAUUUGUACUGGCAAGGCAAACUAUUUUUAUUACCUUUUUCUAUUACUUAUUGAAUGAGCUUUUGUUGUUUACUUGGAGGUUUUGUCUUUUACUACAAGUUUGGAACUAUUUAUUAUUGCUUGGUAUUUGUGUUCCAUUUUAAAAAAAAGGGAGCACAUUUUUUUUUAUUAUGGAUAAAAAUGUUGAGAUGGCAGGAGGUCAUUUCAAUAUCACUUAGUGAAAUAUUUAUUGUUCCUUUUAUUCUCUGUACAAGACUUUUGGCCUCUUUUUCCCCCUUACUGUCACAUUGUUGAGUUCAGCAUGUGUCUACCAUUUCAUUUGUACGCUCGUUCAAAACAACGUUUGUUCCAGUUUCAAGUUAUAAAAAAAUAAAUUGGACAUUUGACUUGA
This is a messenger RNA of Hemicordylus capensis (graceful crag lizard), 12118 nucleotides long. RefSeq names its product BCL11 transcription factor B (gene BCL11B). Gene Ontology annotation, molecular function: DNA-binding transcription factor activity; RNA polymerase II cis-regulatory region sequence-specific DNA binding. Gene Ontology annotation, biological process: positive regulation of transcription by RNA polymerase II. Gene Ontology annotation, cellular component: nucleus. The transcript is spliced from 4 exons. The coding region runs from base 1690 to 4335 and encodes 881 amino acids. NCBI's taxonomy places the organism in Eukaryota, Metazoa, Chordata, Lepidosauria, Squamata, Cordylidae. The record is from RefSeq and is a predicted model, not a curated record.